Molecule: messenger RNA, 1104 nt
Organism: Penicillium malachiteum
Lineage: Eukaryota; Fungi; Ascomycota; Eurotiomycetes; Eurotiales; Aspergillaceae
Product: DSD1 family PLP-dependent enzyme
Exons: 1
Coding region: 1-1104 (367 amino acids)
Biological process (GO): D-serine catabolic process
Molecular function (GO): D-serine ammonia-lyase activity
Source: RefSeq, a predicted model, not a curated record
AUGAUCUCCCCCAAAGUCGGCGACCACAUCGAUAGCCUCGAUACACCCUCGAUGAUCGUGGACCUGGAUCUCUGUGAAGCCAAUAUCAAGAAACUGAUGGAUAGGCUUUUACCAACCGGGCUGAACAUCCGACCACAUCUCAAGACAACCAAAAGUGCUAUUCUCGCAACCAAGCUAGCCAAGGCCGGAGCCAAGGGAGGCUGUGUAGCGAAAGUGAGCGAAGCCGAAGUCAUUGCCGCUGCCGGGUUUGACGACCUGCUCAUUACAUGCGAAAUUAUCGGACCUGCCAAAGUGAAGAGACUGGUUGAGCUGUAUCGCAAGUACCGAAGUAUUCGAAUCGUGGUCGAUAGUGAAGUCGGCGCAUCUGCUAUCAAUCAGGCUUUGAUUGACUCAGGUAUCAAGGAACCGAUCACCGUUCUCAUCGAUUUGGAUGUUGGUCUUCACCGUACGGGUGUGAAGCCCGGAGAGCCAGCUAUGGCACUCGCCCAUCACAUUGCAGGAUUGAAACAGUUGACUUUGAUUGGUGUACAAGGAUACGAAGGCCAUUUACAGCAUUUGCAUGACAAGGAAGACAGGAGAGCUCAGUGCUUAGAGUCUAUGAGAAUUCUCACUGCCACCGCCGAUUCGUUCCGAGCUGCAGGCUUCAAAAUCGACGUCGUCACUACUGGUGGUACGGGCACAGCAGAGUUCUGUGCCACCGUACCCGGAGUAACAGAGCUGCAGCCAGGAUCUUUCAUUUUCAUGGACACUGAUUACAGAAAUGCUGUGGGCACGUUCUAUUCCAACAGUCUUACUCUCCUGUCAACUGUCAUCAGCAAACAAGGCCCUCGGAUUGUUACAAUUGACACUGGUUUGAAGUCACUGACGACCGAUAGUGGUCUGGCUGAGUGCAAGGAUUCCAGAUACUCUUAUGGUGUUUUGGGUGAUGAGCAUGGUUCAUUGAGCUGGGAGACCGGUACGCCCGAUUUGGCUAUUGGCGAUCGCGUGGAAAUGAUCCCUAGCCAUAUUGAUCCGACUGUUAACCUCCAUGACUUCUAUUAUGCUCACCGUCAAGGUGUCAUUGAGGAAAUUUGGCCUGUUGACUCCAGGGGAAAAGUCCAAUGA